This is a messenger RNA of Misgurnus anguillicaudatus (oriental weatherfish), 1964 nucleotides long. RefSeq lists its product as uncharacterized. The record is from RefSeq and is a predicted model, not a curated record. NCBI's taxonomy places the organism in Eukaryota, Metazoa, Chordata, Actinopteri, Cypriniformes, Cobitidae.
UGUUCUCCCCACCUAACAGCAGGCAUUAGAGUGAUGGAAAUUUGAUCAGCUCUCUCCCAUUCACUUAACACCGACCGCAAGCAUUUAGCCAGUGGUCGAAGGGGAAGUCUGUAUAAAUAUCAGCGAGACACCGCAGAUCUCUGAGUAGAAGGUUUGAGAGCUGUGCAUCUGUGUGAGACUGGAAAUAUUACUAUGGAUUUACUGCCAUUGCUUGUGUUUCUACUGCUCUGCGCUGUCCAUCCGACCUUUACAGCUGUCCUGGGUAGAAACACAGAAUCCAAAAACCUCUUCACGGAACGCGCGUGCUGCAGACGACAGAGUCACGUGAUUUACAUCGGAAAAGAUAUUUCUGGCAGUCCUGUAAAUGUCGAUGUUGGCGUGUGCAGAACGCACUGUGGCCAAUCAACGCGUUCAACAUCAUUUGAAGCUUGGGCCUCCAAAUAUUCCUCAAUGCUUGAUUUCCUGCGGAACAAAAAGAUGAGAAGUUCGGAGCCAUCACCAUUCUCAGGGACUGCAGACCCGAUCCGUGGUUCUCCGUCCUGUGGCCUGAGCUCCACCUGUGAGCCUGCCGGGAUCCGUGUGGACCGAGUGAUGCUUUUUGAAGGUCUGCGAGAGGUUGAGAUCAUUCAGGACUGCCACUGUGAAGCCAAAAUGACUCAGUGUGUGCGAGCACCGGCACUCAAAACCUACUACUCAGAGACCCCAUAUGAGACGGUUGUAGAUGUUGGGAAAUGUGUGGGAAUUAAAGGUGCACCGGAAGGAUUUUCGUGCGUUCCCACCAAGUUUGAUUCCACCCUCAUUGAAACUCCGAACAAAGUGGAAUUGAUCCAAACUGUAGCUGAAUGUAAACUGAUGGAGGGCUGCUACCGGAUCCCAUAUGUGGAGUAUCAUUAUGAGAUCACAUACGACAACGACGGAGUCAAAGUAGAAACUCUCAGGGAAAUAGAUGUUGGCAGAUGUUUGGGGAGCUGCACCACAGGGAGUUGCUGUCUUCUCAGAAGUGCAUCACACAAAGGGGAAUGUUUGCUUCGGGCUGAAGGUCGAGGAAACGCUUGUGUUCCUCAAGACUACGAGAGCCACACUUUCCUCAGUCAACACGGCCAAAUCCGCACCGUACUGGCCAUCACUUCCUGUCUGUGUCAGUCUUAAACACACCGCCCACUACUGGAAGAUUGAAUCGACUGCAGUGAAUUCAGAAGAAAUUUCCCUCAAUGUUGCACGGCCCUCAUGUCAAACACUUUUUAAAAAUCAAGGUGCUUCACAAUGCCAUAGCAGUGGUCACCAACCCUGUUUCUGAAGAGUUCACCUCCAACCCCAAUUAAACACACCUGAACCUGCGAAUCAAGCUUUUCAUAGCUACCUAAAAAAUUAAAGGCAGGUGUGUUGACGAAGAGUUGAAACCAAAGUAUGCAUGAGGGUAGAUCUACAGGAACAGGGUUGGUGCCAUAAAAGAACCAUUUUUGGCUACAUGUUUCCAAUAAAGAACCUUUAGCAUUUCUGUUUCACAAGGUUCUUUGUUGUAAAAAGGUUCUUCAGAUUAUAAAAAUGUAAGAACGAACAUUUGACUGAACGGUUCUUUGAGGAACCAAAAGUGUUUCUUCUUUAAUCUUUCAAGCACCUUUAUUUUUAAAAAGCAAGAAGAUUUUUGGGGAAACGGAAAAAAAAGACAAUUUAAAGACACGCUGCAAGUAUGCUGCAGUUCACUGAUGCCAAACGUUUCUGUAAUAUAUGUAAAUUAUGUAAAAAUUUGUAAAUAAAAUCUAUGUCAUAACCAAAAAGCAGACUGCAGCCUAGUCUUUGGAUUAAAUGGCACCAUGAUAUGCAUAAAAAAACUAAGGAAAGUUAUACAUGCAAACCAUGUCACAGUUUUAAAUCACAUGACAAAUCAACCUAUAAUUAAGGCAUUAGCAAGCAAUGCAAAUGACAAAAGAGGUGUCAUAUUUAAAUUAGCCUAUACAAAAUAC